Molecule: messenger RNA, 833 nt
Organism: Chilo suppressalis (striped riceborer)
Lineage: Eukaryota; Metazoa; Arthropoda; Insecta; Lepidoptera; Crambidae
Source: the annotation of a GenBank genome assembly
UUAACAGAAAUGUAGAAAAUAAAUAUUUUAAAAUACCACCGUAAGAAGACAGUUUUAGCAAAAAAUGUGACUAAGUUAAUAAAAAUCACCACCGGCAUUACCAAGACCAAGAAAAUGGACGGGAGCUGCAUAUUUCUGACAUUCAUGCUACUACUGCAGAUGGGUUUGAUCCUCGUUAUGCUCAAUCCAAUUUAUGACGUCAGGAAAAUUACUCAUCACAUCGGCGAAGCGACUAAAAAUUACCGCACUGUCUAUUACUGCACCGUACUCGCCUAUUUCUUGUCUGUGGUUUACCUCGGUAUGUACAUUCCAUUGCAAAAUAUCCACACACUCAUCUUCUCGAAUUAUUUGAACGAAUACGAGAAGCUAAUAUUGCUGAGUAGAAUCGAGAAGAACUACAUAAUAGCCGGUUUCUCGCUUUUCUUAGUCGUGGUAAUAUACGGUGUCAGAGGAUUGUUGUCUUACGCGGCAAGUUUAUUGGAAAUGAACGAUCGACACAGCGACCCACUAAUGAUCCAUUCAGAUACCAAGCUCGAAAAGAAAGUUUUUGGAUUGUCCGAAAGUAUACUGCCGAAUCUUCUGCGCGUCAAAAGAUCUAUAUCUUACGAAACCAUUCUAUUUACUAACGAACUUCGUGAACAGCUGAAAGCGGUUAUACGUAAUGUCGACUUCCCACUUAAUAAGUGUACUCUAUCAAGUAUAUUGGAGACUAGUGCAGUGCAUAUUUAACAGUCAAUUUGUUGUCAAAAGUAAAAUUUCACAAUAAACCUAUUGCAUCAGUUACGAAGUUUGUUUCAUUGACAAUAUCUAUUGCGGUAAAUUUUAUAAGUGGA